GCCGCCGAUCUCUCCGCCUCCUCUUUGUGCCUUCCCUGUCUCGGCUGCGGCAUCCGCGGCUGGCCAGCCGAUGUCGUGGCCCAGAUCGCCCUCCAAGCUCUCGCCGAGUCGGAAGCAGCUGAGUCCAGAUCCCCGGCUCUUUCCCUAGUGGAGUUUCGCUGCAUCGACCGCUUCGUGCUGGAAGCUUGGAUCAACCGAGCCAUCGCUUUAGGCUUCCAGGAGGAGCAUUGA
Messenger RNA from Symbiodinium necroappetens, 231 nucleotides. Lineage: Eukaryota; Dinophyceae; Suessiales; Symbiodiniaceae. The record is from the annotation of a GenBank genome assembly.